ACUUAACCCUGACCAGGACGAGUGUUUCCUCUGUUCUCGUGGAGCUGAGUCUCUUGAGGUCAACAGGUGUAAAAAUCCUCUGCCUUUAUCAUCAGUACUUGUCUGACCUCACCUUCAGAUUGAGACCAUGGACACAGCUGCGGUGGCGACUCUUCUGGCACUGGUUGUGGCGAUGGCUGGCGUCAGUCAGGCUCUUCACAUCCAAGGCAGUCUGGACAAAAAUGACAUCCUGCCAGGCUCAGAGGAGAACGUGGCCGACCACCUGCUGGGGCUGGAGAGUGAAAACACGGAUAACAACAUCGAUGAUCGUCUGCUGACUGCGGUGCUGAGAGCUCUGCUGCUCGGAUCCCAGAGAGAAACCAGGAACUCUGUCCUCCAUCAGCCACAGAGGUUUGGCCGCGGCUCCAGAGGGCAGGUAGUGACAGAGGAUCAGAUAAAUUCCCGCGACUGGGAUGCUGCCCCUGGUCAGAUCUGGAGUAUGGCUGUGCCCCAGAGAUUCGGCAAGAAAUAGUCUGG
Molecule: messenger RNA, 516 nt
Organism: Plectropomus leopardus (leopard coralgrouper)
Lineage: Eukaryota; Metazoa; Chordata; Actinopteri; Perciformes; Serranidae
Gene: npffl
Product: neuropeptide FF-amide peptide precursor like
Molecular function (GO): neuropeptide hormone activity
Source: RefSeq, a predicted model, not a curated record